Molecule: messenger RNA, 2835 nt
Organism: Strongyloides ratti
Lineage: Eukaryota; Metazoa; Nematoda; Chromadorea; Rhabditida; Strongyloididae
Product: Cysteine-rich motor neuron 1 protein
Exons: 4
Coding region: 1-2835 (944 amino acids)
Cellular component (GO): extracellular region
Molecular function (GO): protein binding; serine-type endopeptidase inhibitor activity
Source: RefSeq, a predicted model, not a curated record
AUGAUCUCUUUUUUAAUACUUUUUUCAAUACCAAUAUUUUCGAUCUCAGGAAAUUAUAACAAAAUAUGGAUACCUUCUAAAUAUGAUUGUCCAUCAACUUGUCCACCAAUAUCUUCUUGUUUUAAUGUUAGCCAUUGUCAUAAGACUACAUUAGAUGAGUGUGGUUGUUGCAAAAUAUGUAUUGGAAAAUUACAUGAUAAAUGUGGACCUAAAAUUGGAAUAUGUGGAGAAAAUUUAUAUUGUUCAUUUGAAGAUUCAACAUCUAUUGAUAUGAAUAUUGGAAUAUGUAGAGAAAGAUAUCCAGAAAAAUGUUUAAAUGUUAAAUGUCCAAUAACAUUUAUCUCUGAAUGUCCUGAUGAUUCAAGAUUAACAACACCACAAGUUAUUCCUGGUGAAUGUUGUACACCACCACCAAAAUGUAUCUGUGAACCAUCAGGUUGUCAAAAAACUGUUCCAACAUGUAAACCAGGAUAUGAAAGAAUAUUAAUAAAAUUAGGAAAUUCAACAUUACCUGGUGAGUGUUGUGAUGAAUUUAAAUGUGAAAAAAUUAGAAGAGAUUGUAAAAAUAUAAAAUGUCCAGAGGUUUUUGAUAUGGAUGCUAUUGAUACAUGUCCAGAAGAUUCAUUUAGACCACCAUCAUAUGUUAGAGAUGAAGGUUGUUGUCCAUUUAAUCCUGGUUGUAGAUGUAAAGAAUUACAUUGUCCAAUUAAUAUAUGUCCAAAAAAUGAAACAUUAAUUAUUGAUGUUAAAGGUGAUGGUACACCAGGAAGAUGUUGUGAUAAAUUUCAUUGUAUCAAUGAAACAAUAAAUAAUAAAAAAAUUAUUAAUAAUUAUGAUUAUUUAUGGCAUAGAAAUUUUGAAUGUAAUUAUAAUGGUAUUAUUUAUAAAGAAGGACAAAAAUGGUAUGCAAAUAGUUGUCAAAAUUGUGAAUGUAAAAAUGGUGUAGUUUUAUGUAAAAAAAUGGAUUGUGAUAAACCACCAAAUGAUUGUACAUGGGUAGGUGUAUUAAAUGAUGAAUGUUGUCCAGUAUGCCUUGGUUGUAAAACAGAAGAUGGACAAUAUUUUAGUAAAAAUGAAACAUGGAAAAAAGAUGAUUGUACAACAUGUACAUGUGGUAUUGAUGGUAAAAAUUAUUGUCAAACAACAACAUGCCUUAAACAAUGUGAUAAUCCAAAAAAAAUUGAUGGUGAAUGUUGUCCUGUUUGUGAUGAACCAUUAAUAAUUGUUCCACCAAAAAUUUGCCCAGAAAUUAAAUGUUCAUUACGUUGUCCUAAUGGUUUAGUAAAAGAUUCUUGGGGUUGUUUUAAAUGUCAUUGUGCUGAUAAUAUACAUACAUUUAAUUUUUAUAAUGAUUUUGAUACUCCUUUAACAUCAGUAACUGAUACAUGUGAAGAUUUUGAUGGUAUGAUAUGUGAUAAAACAUGUGCACAUGGUUAUAUUAAAAAUCAAAAUGGUUGUCGUGUAUGUAAAUGUUCUAAAUGUCCAGAACUUGAUCAAUGUUAUAAACAUUGUUUAUAUGGUUUUGAAUUAAAUUCACAAGGAUGUCCUAUUUGUAAAUGUAAUCCUAAAAAUAUUAUAAAUAAAGAAGAAAGUAAUAUUAUUAAAGUAUCAUCAAAUGAUACAUGUCAUAUAACUUUUGAUGAUGGUUCAUUUGAGAUAAAAGAUAAUGGUGAAUGGUGGACAGAUAAUAAUUGUAGAAAUUGUUUUUGUCAUAAUGGUAAAGAAUUAUGUUCAAUAAUAUCAUGUCCACAAAGACCUUCAUUUUGUCCAGAAUCUCAAUGGAUAAAAAAAGGUGAUGAUUGUUGUCCAUCAUGUUUUGGUCAACAUUCUAUUGAAACAAAACAUGAUUUAACUGUUUGUUAUAAUCCUGGUACAGGAAGAUUAUAUGUUGAUGGUGAAACAUGGUAUUCAACACCAUGUACAGCAUGUACCUGUAGAGUAGGACAUGUUUUAUGUGCUGCACCAAAAUGUCCACCAGUAACUUGUGAAUAUCCAAUACUAGAUAAUAAUAGUACAUGUUGUAUGAGAUGUCCAAAAGAAGAUGAAAUUAUAUCAAAUAAUAAUUAUACAGAUAAAAAACAACAAAAUUUAAUUAUAAUUGAAAGUAAUAAUAUUGGUUUUUAUGGUAAUGAUGAUGGACAUAAUGAAUUUUGUGUUGAUGAUUCAAGAAUAGCUCAUUUAAUAAAACAAAAAUGGAGAAAAGAUGAAUGUACAUCUUGUGAAUGUAAAACAGGAAAUAAAAUAAAUUGUUAUAAAGAAAUAUGUCCAAGUUUAAAUAAUUGUAAAGAUAUUUUUUCAUCAGAAGCAAUAUGUACUUAUGAAAAGACAGCUUACAAAGUAAAUGAAGAAUGGAAGGAUGGAAGGUGUAAGACAUGUAAAUGUAUGCCAGGUAGUAAGACUGUUUGUACAGAAACAGCUUGCCCUGAAUGUAAAGAUCCUAUUUAUGUUGAUGGGCAAUGUUGUCCUUUGUGUAGAGAGGAUGAUAAAAUAUUACAAAUAGGCAGUUUAGAAUUAAAAAAAUCAAAUACAAUAUUAAAAAUUUUAUGUAUAGCCUUACUUGGAGCCUUCAUCUUUAUAGUUAUUCUUCUGGUAGUCUUUGUAGUUUUAUGGAAAAAAAAAAGUACAAAUAAUAAUAAACAAAAUGUUACUAAAGUCACUGAUCCUCUUCCUGUAUAUCAAAAACAUUUUCGCUGUGAAUCUCUUGACGACCCAACUACAGAAUCAUUACUUUCAGAUGACUGUGGAUCUAGUUUACCAGGUCGUUCUUCCUCAAAUUGCAGUUCAGAACGUGGUCCAAAUUAUACGGACAGGAUGCUUCUGCAAGCUUCCAAAUAA